AUGUCUAUUUUGCCGUUUACUCCUCCGAUUGUGAAGAAGCUGCUCGGGUGGAAAAAAGGCGAGCAGAACGGACAAGAAGAGAAAUGGUGUGAGAAGGCGGUGAAGAGUCUGAUUAAUGAUAAACAGGGUUCCCGUGUAUCAAAAAAGUCUUUGGAUGGCCGUCUGCAGGUAUCUCACAGAAAAGGCCUCCCUCAUGUCAUCUACUGCAGACUGUGGCGCUGGCCCGAUCUGCAGUCCCACCACGAGCUGCGUGCUAUAGACCUGUGUGAGUUCGCUUUCCACAUGAAGAAAGACGAAGUGUGCGUCAACCCGUACCAUUACCAGCGUGUGGAGACACCAGUUUUGCCUCCUGUUCUGGUUCCCCGGCACACUGAAAUCCCUGCCGAGUUUCCUCCACUGGACGACUAUAGCAACUCUAUUCCUGAAAACACCAACUUUCCUGCUGGCAUAGAGCCUCAGAUCAAUUAUAUACCUGAGACCCCACCGCCAGGGUACCUCAGUGAAGAUGGUGAGAGCAGUGAUAUCCAGAUGAGCACAGGUUCCCCAAACUUGUCACCCAGCCCUGUCUCCCCUACAGACAGCAACCAUGAUCUGCAGCCAGUAACAUACUGUGAGUCCGCGUUUUGGUGCUCCAUCUCGUACUAUGAGCUGAACCAGCGCGUCGGAGAGACGUUCCACGCGUCCCAGCCCUCCUUAACCGUGGACGGCUUCACGGAUCCCUCCAACGCCGAGCGCUUCUGCCUGGGUCUGCUGUCCAACGUGAACCGCAACACUGCUGUAGAGCUCACGCGCAGACACAUCGGUCGAGGAGUGCGACUGUACUACAUAGGCGGCGAAGUGUUUGCGGAGUGUCUGAGUGACAGUGCCAUCUUUGUCCAGAGCCCCAACUGUAACCAGCGCUACGGCUGGCAUCCCGCCACCGUGUGUAAGAUUCCUCCAGGCUGUAAUCUUAAGAUCUUCAACAACCAGGAGUUUGCGGCUCUGUUAGCUCAGUCGGUGAAUCAGGGAUUCGAGGCCGUGUACCAGCUGACUCGCAUGUGCACAAUUCGCAUGAGCUUUGUCAAAGGCUGGGGAGCAGAGUACAGACGCCAGACAGUGACCAGCACCCCCUGUUGGAUCGAGCUGCACCUGAACGGCCCCCUGCAAUGGCUGGACAGGGUGCUCACCCAGAUGGGCUCACCCAGAAUCCCCUGCUCCAGUGUGUCCUAGAACAAGCAGCACUGGAAUCAUCACACCUCAGAAGAAUACUCAGAUGACAACACCCGGGUCCCUCCAGACCUCCCGCAGAUCAGCCGAGAACUCAGAAAGAGAGUCGGACUGGCUGAUUGACCUCCUUACACGUGUCCCUUCUCGGAGUGUCACUCCACUGCUUCAGUACCGGUCCUGUCAUUUCCACACACACUUUUGAGCACUUUCUAUUGCUGAGACCUACACAGCGUGGCUUAUACAGCUGUGCAUGUUAUGUAGAGUAGUUUUGGUCAUACAGAGAUA
Trichomycterus rosablanca is the source of this 1491-nucleotide messenger RNA. RefSeq names its product SMAD family member 3b (gene smad3b). The coding region runs from base 1 to 1209 and encodes 402 amino acids. Gene Ontology annotation, biological process: transforming growth factor beta receptor signaling pathway; anatomical structure morphogenesis; SMAD protein signal transduction. Gene Ontology annotation, cellular component: heteromeric SMAD protein complex. The transcript has 10 exons. Gene Ontology annotation, molecular function: DNA-binding transcription factor activity, RNA polymerase II-specific; RNA polymerase II cis-regulatory region sequence-specific DNA binding; I-SMAD binding. The record is from RefSeq and is a predicted model, not a curated record. Lineage: Eukaryota; Metazoa; Chordata; Actinopteri; Siluriformes; Trichomycteridae.